AUGGAUCGUUCCCGGAGCCCAGACAAAAGCACCCAGCCUCCAACACCAACUGACAACAUCAACCUUGGACCUUCUGCUAACCCAAAUGCCAAACCAACAGACUUUGACUUCCUGAAGGUUAUUGGCAAAGGGAGCUUCGGAAAAGUUCUCCUGGCCAAACGCAAGUGUGAUGGGACUUUUUAUGCAGUGAAAGUUUUGCAUAAGAAAACCAUCCUAAAGAAAAAGGAGCAAAACCACAUCAUGGCAGAACGCAACGUGCUCCUGAAAAAUGUCAAGCAUCCCUUCCUUGUGGGACUCCAUUACUCCUUCCAGACCUCGGAGAAGCUUUACUUUGUGCUUGACUAUGUAAAUGGAGGAGAGCUCUUCUUCCACUUGCAAAGGGAGCGCUGUUUCCGUGAGCCCCGGGCCCGGUUCUAUGCUGCAGAAGUUGCGAGUGCAAUUGGGUACCUGCACUCCUUAAACAUCAUUUACAGGGACUUAAAACCUGAGAACAUUCUUCUGGAUUGCCAGGGACACAUAGUAUUGACAGACUUUGGACUCUGCAAAGAAGGAAUGGAGCAAGAAGAGACAACUUCUACUUUUUGUGGCACUCCUGAGUACCUGGCUCCUGAGGUGCUAAAGAAGCAGCCAUAUGACAGGACAGUAGACUGGUGGUGCUUAGGAGCUGUCCUCUAUGAAAUGCUGUUUGGACUGCCUCCUUUUUACAGCCGGGAUGUGUCUCAGAUGUAUGAUAACAUACUGCACAAGCCACUCCAGAUCCAAGGAAGCAAGACUGUGGCAGCUUGUGACAUCCUCCAGGGACUCCUCCACAAGGACCAGAAGAGGAGGCUGGGUGCCAAGACAGACUUUCUUGAGAUAAAGAACCAUGUAUUCUUCAGCCCAAUAAACUGGGAUGACUUGUACCACAAGAGGAUUACUCCUCCGUUCAAUCCCAACGUGGCUGGUCCAGCUGAUCUGCGACACUUUGAUCCAGAGUUCACUCAAGAAGCAAUCUCCACCUCCAUCACUCACACGCCUGACCUAGCAGCCAGCAGCUCCAGUGCCUCGGAUGCAUUUUUAGGGUUUUCUUAUGCACCAACUGAAGAGGGCAUCUAGGUUUUAUAAAGGCUUUGAGAAGCCAGAUUUUAAUUGAAUGGGUUUUAUGUUCUGGUUUUUCUUUUUUUUUUUUGGAAGGAUUGGUACUGUUUUUUGCCCAUGGUUUAAGGAAAUUUGGACUAAUACACUAACUG
Messenger RNA from Cariama cristata (Red-legged seriema), 1229 nucleotides. It is a transcript of the gene SGK2, whose product is annotated as serum/glucocorticoid regulated kinase 2. Gene Ontology annotation, biological process: protein phosphorylation. Lineage: Eukaryota; Metazoa; Chordata; Aves; Cariamiformes; Cariamidae. The coding region runs from base 1 to 1095 and encodes 364 amino acids. Gene Ontology annotation, molecular function: protein serine/threonine kinase activity; ATP binding. The transcript has 12 exons. The record is from RefSeq and is a predicted model, not a curated record.